AUGAGUGAAGACGGCUUAAUUUUUAGGAACAAAGCUCGUCUCGUUGCUAAAGGCUACUGCCAAGAAGAAGGUAUUGAUUUUGAUGAAACCUUCGCUCAUGUGGCAAGGUUUGAAGCAAUAAGAAUAUUUCUAGCCUACGCAGCACACAAGAAUUUCAAAGUAUAUCAAAUGGAUGUGAAAAGUGCUUUCCUGAAUGGUCUUUUGGAAAAAGAAGUAUAUAUUGAACAACUACCAGGUUUCGCUAUCGAGUGUGAGAAUAAAAAGGUAUAUCAUCUACAGAAAGCUCUAUAUGGCCUUAAACAAGCUCCAAGGAUUCCUAUGAGCACAUCUCUUAGAAUGGACAUUGAUAACGAAGGAAAAGAUGUGGAUCAAAAGAACUUUCGUGGUAUUAUUGGAUCCCUUCUAUAUCUAACAGCAAGCAGACCUGACAUUUCGUUUGCUGUUGGGGUAUGGCAAACAACAAAGGAAAGGAGAAAACAGUCAAACUGGAAAAGCAGGAUGAUCCAGAUAUGCUAUGCAAUGCAAGGAUUAGAAAACCGAGACUACCCUAGUGAAGAUCUGGACGAAAUCUCUCAAGCUAGGGGGAAGUUCUAUCUAAAAGAAGCCGAAAAACAUGCGAAGGAACGCAUCAUGCGUCUAUCUCGGAAAGGAAGCAAUGAUCCAGCUUCCUGUGUGGACCAUGCUGAACUUCAAAUCAUGAAGUCUCGUGUUGAUCUCUCGGUCAAACCUACUCUCCUCACAUGUGAGUUGGCUGAGUAUUCACUCGGGGAGAUCGUCAAACGCAAGGAGAAAUUGGACUAA
Messenger RNA from Ipomoea nil (Japanese morning glory), 801 nucleotides. RefSeq lists its product as uncharacterized. The coding region runs from base 1 to 801 and encodes 266 amino acids. NCBI's taxonomy places the organism in Eukaryota, Viridiplantae, Streptophyta, Magnoliopsida, Solanales, Convolvulaceae. The record is from RefSeq and is a predicted model, not a curated record. The transcript is spliced from 4 exons.